Molecule: messenger RNA, 528 nt
Organism: Strongyloides ratti
Lineage: Eukaryota; Metazoa; Nematoda; Chromadorea; Rhabditida; Strongyloididae
Product: Zinc finger, LIM-type domain-containing protein
Exons: 2
Coding region: 1-528 (175 amino acids)
Biological process (GO): actin cytoskeleton organization
Cellular component (GO): cytoplasm
Source: RefSeq, a predicted model, not a curated record
AUGACAAAUUAUCUUGACAAUAAUAAUUUACCACCUAUUAUGGAUAAAGAAUCAUUAAAAGGACCAUACAAUUCUAGAAGUAAUAUAUUUUAUACAGUACGUACCUAUAAUAAAUCAAAUGACAAUAAGGAUUUUAAAAAAAAUUAUAAAGUAAAAGAUAUAUCCACUUUUGUUGAAGAACCAAAAAAAGAUAAUAUUCAUUAUAAUGAAGAAAAUUUAAAAAAAGUAACAUCAACAAGUAAAAUGUUUAAUAAAAUAAGUAACUUAUCAAAUAUUGACUUUUCAGUUAAAUCUAAACAUUGUAAAAGAUGUAAUAACGUUGUUUAUGAAGCAGAAAAAGUAUCAACUGCUGGAUCUGUAUGGCAUAAAACAUGUUUUAGAUGUUAUACCUGUUUAAAAUCAUUACAAUUAGGACAGAUAUCAGAAAGGAAUAAUGAAAUUUAUUGUAACAGUUGUUAUGCUAAAGACUAUGGUCCUAAAGGAUAUGGACAUGGUGUUAAUGUUGGUACCUUAUCUCCUACUAAAUAA